AUGGCGGACGACGUGGUGCGGGGUGUCUUACAGUCCUGGGGAUUUCCAGGUUUAAUUGACACAUUUAGAGAUAAUUAUAUUGGUGGAGACAGUUUUGGACUACUGGAUGCAGAAACAAUUAAGGAGCUUAUCCCCCAAAUUGGGAUUAGGCUUCGGUUUACUGAGUCUUACAAGACGUACCAGAAGAGAAACAAAGACAACACCAGUGGUAAUGACAAGUCCACUAAUGACGAUCACACUGAUGGUAAAGACCAAGCAGCUGCAGAUUCUGAUUCAGUGAGUUUGACAUGCUUCAAGUGUUACAAGUCAGUCAAUGGAUUACAAGCCCUAUUUCAACAUCACAGAUAUAUUCACAACAUUCACUCAAAUUCCUCAACAAAUAUAAUAUGCCCUGUCUGCCAUUUGUCAUAUGGGUUGUAUAAAACAUAUAAGAGACAUGUACUGCUUCAUCAUCAAAGAGCUCAGGUUGAGAAUGGUGAAGCUGCUGAUGCUUUCGUUUAUGAGCCCGACUUUGAUGCUGCUGAUUAUGAUGUGCAGGAGGGAGUUAAUUCAGAAGGCAACAUAUCUGAUAACGACUCUGACGAGGGCGAUAAUGGUGAAAAAUUUGAUGAUGUUAAGUACUGUUUGGUAGCCUUCAUAUCAAGUAUGAAGAAAAAAGGUGUUCCUACAUCCAGCAUUGAAUUUAUGACCAGAAACAUGGAAGACCUAAUGACCAAGGGUGUUUGUCAUGCACAGAAGACGAUAUGUACCCUUCAUGAAAAAUACAAUAAUGGUAGCCUUGAUGAUUAUUCAUUUGAGGAGGCAUUUCAAGGGUGUACAGUGAUCAGCAAGCCAUUUGAUGAAUUGAAUUCAGAGUACAAACAAAUUCAGUAUCUUAUGAGAAACGGAUAUCUCGUAUUACCAGUAGAACAAAUUUUGGGGUAUAUCUACAAACCACAGCUGACUAAAACUGGACGAAUGCAGCAGGUUAGACAACAAGAAUCAUUCCAGUGUGUUCCUUUCAAAAAAUUGUGUCAGACUUAUCUCCAACAGCCAGGAAUGAUGAAAGCGAUUUUGUCUCAUGAAAAAGAGGGAAGUGAAAGUGUUCUUGAGUCCUACAGAGAUGGAGAAUUUUUCAAGAAGGAAUUUGCUGAGGAAAACGAGAACAUUUUCCCAGUUGUUUUGUAUUGUGAUGAUUUCGAACCAGCAAACCCCCUAGGUUCAAGAAGAGGACAGCAUAAAUUGUGUGCAUUUUAUAUUCAGUUCCUCAAUAUUCCAAGGAAGCUUCAGAGUAGUCUUGACAAUAUCUUGCUUGCUGCCCUGGCAAAAUCUAAACUAGUCAGCAAAUAUGGCAUUGACUCCAUUCUUAAGGUUUUGGUCAAUGACUUGCAAGAAAUGUAUACUGAUGGUAUUCAUGUUAACAGUCCUGGUGAAUAUCAAGGUCUUGUAAAGCCAAAGCUGUUUCAGAUUUGUGGAGACAAUCUUGGUCUCCAUCUUGUCAUGGGCUUCUCUUGUGGGUUCACUGCAAACUAUCCUUGCAGGAGGUGUAAAGCCCCCAGAGGAACAUGCCAGGAGCAAGAGGAAGAACAACGGAAUCUUCUGAGAAAUCGGGAAAACUUUGAAGAAGACAUUGAGACAAAUAACCUUGCAGAGACAGGCGUUUCAAGAAAUGGAAUCCUGAAUGAACUUCCCUACUACCAUGUGACUGAUAACUAUGUCCUUGAUAUCAUGCAUGACUUCCUAGAGGGAAUGGUACCACUCGAAGUUAAGCUAGUUAUCCAGUACCUAAUCGACGAUGGAAAAUUCACAUUGGAGGAACUCAAUAGCAGAAUUACAGCAUUUAGCUAUGGUUUUGUUGACAAGCAGAAUCGGCCAUGUCAGAUAACAGCAGCAACAUUAGCCAAACCUAAAUCCAGUAGCAGACAAACUGCUUCACAGAUGCAGUGUCUGUUUUUGUAUCUACCUCUGUUAAUUGGAGAUAAGGUGGAUAGAGAUGAGGAGUCAGAUGUCUGGGAAUUGUUAUUAAUCCUUCUCGACAUUUAUAAAUUAGUAGUAGCACCUAGCAUCAGUAUAGAAGCAACCUUCAUGCUCAAGGCCAAAAUUGGAGACCAUCACAGUUUAGCUUCAACUCACUCCAAAGCAGCACCAUUUACUGCACUAUCCUAG
Molecule: messenger RNA, 2145 nt
Organism: Asterias rubens (European starfish)
Lineage: Eukaryota; Metazoa; Echinodermata; Asteroidea; Forcipulatida; Asteriidae
Exons: 2
Coding region: 1-2145 (714 amino acids)
Source: RefSeq, a predicted model, not a curated record